AGGGCGGCUCUCACUGUCUGGAUGCUGCAGCAAGGUUACCGGGCUGGACCAACCGUAGCAUCUGCUGCCUGCCUGACCGUCUAACACGCUUUAUUGUUCACCAGUGCUGAAAGUGAAGGAAAACCGCUUUUUAAGGACAUAACAAAGGAAGUUGAACCAUGUCUUCCAGCUCAGCAACGGUACGCAUUCUGAUAAAGGGAGGUAAAGUUGUGAACGAUGACUUCACACAAGAAGCAGAUGUGUACAUCGAGAACGGCAUUAUCCAGCAAGUGGGCAAGGAGCUGAUGAUCCCAGGAGGGGCCAAAGUUAUCGAUGCGACCGGAAAGCUGGUGCUUCCAGGUGGCAUAGACACCAGUGUUCACCUGAACGAGAGCUUCAUGAACGCCAGCACCGCAGAUGACUUCUACAGCGGCACGAAGGCUGCUCUGGCUGGAGGCACCACUAUGGUGAUUGGUCAUGUGCUGCCAGAAAAGAACGAAUCAUUGCUGGACGCUUAUGAAAAGUGCCGCUCUCACGCUGAUGCCAAGGCCUGCUGUGACUAUGCUCUUCAUGUGGGAGUGACCUGGUGGGGACCAACGGUUAGGGCUCAAAUGGAGACACUGGUGCGGGAAAGAGGGGUGAACUCCUUCCAGAUGUUCAUGGCAUAUAAGGACAUGUACAUGCUGAGGGACAGCGAGCUGUUUCAGGCCCUGCAGAACUGUAAGGACAUCGGUGCUGUGGCCCGCGUCCAUGCGGAGAAUGGAGAACUGGUUGCGGAGGGUGCCAAAGAAGCGCUGGAUCUGGGUAUUAGUGGACCAGAGGGCAUUGAGAUAAGCAGACCUGAGGAGCUGGAAGCAGAGGCCAUCCACCGGGCCAUUACCAUCGCUAACAGAGCCCACUGUCCUAUAUAUCUUGUGAAUGUGUCCAGCAUGUCAGCAGGGGAUGUUUUAGCAUCUGCUAAAAUGCAGGGGAAAGUGGUGCAUGGAGAGACCACCACAGCUCAUGCUGUCUUAAACGGGCUGCAGUACUACCACCAGGACUGGGCCCACGCAGCUGCUUUCGUCACUGUGCCACCACUCAGACUUGACCCCAACACACCCAAUUACCUGCUCAGCCUUCUGGGAAAUGACACUCUGAACGUCGUGACAUCGGACCACCGACCCUUCACCACUAAACAGAAGGCAGUGGGUAAAGAUGACUUCACGAAAAUCCCUCACGGUGUUCCCGGGGUGCAGGACCGCAUGAGCGUCAUUUGGGAGCGAGGAGUGGUUGGAGGCAAGAUGGAUGAGAAUCGGUUUGUUGCUGUCACAAGCUCCAAUGCUGCAAAGAUCUACAACCUUUACCCGAGGAAGGGCAGGAUCAUCCCUGGAGCCGAUGCUGAUGUGGUCGUCUGGGAUCCAGAAUCAACAAGGACCAUCUCUGUGUCCACUCAAUGGCAGGGUGGUGAUGUAAAUCUGUACGAGAACCUACGCUGUCACGGCGUCCCGUUGGUAACCGUCAGCCGUGGCCGCGUGGUCUAUGAAAAUGGCAUCUUCACCUGUGCUGAGGGCUCAGGAAAGUUCUACCCUCUCCGAACCUUCCCAGACUACCUGUACAAGAAAAUGGUCCAGAGGGAGAAGUGUCAAGCAGUCAAGGGGGUGGAGCGUGCGCCCUACAACGGAGACGUAGCUGCAGUGCAGAAUUCAGGGAAGAAGGAUGUGGGCCCUUCAGAUGGGGACAUGAACCCACGACCCUGCACGCGCCACGGGGGAAUGAGAGACCUACAUGAGUCCAGCUUUAGUUUGUCUGGUGCCCAAAUUGAUGAUAAUGUUCCGAAGAGGGCUUCCGCGCGGAUCCUAGCGCCACCUGGUGGUCGUUCUAGUGGAAUCUGGUAACAUUUCGGAGUCUGAAACUACAGGAAACACCUACAUUUCUGAUCAAAAUGAUUUCACUUGAAUCACUUGCAAGAUAACACCUGUGGGUUUCUUUUAAUUUUUCUAUAUGUGUGUGUGAAUGAGGGAAAAAAUAUAUAUAUUUGUGCGGAAACUGGAAAACAAGGUAUAUGUUGGAAAUACUUGUAGGAGAUUGAGGAGGAAUCCAGAGUGUUACAGGGUGUUUUGUUCUUCAUAUUCAGUCACAUGAAAUUAGUGAAAGUUGUGUUGAAAUGCAAAUGCAACACUGUUGUAGUGCUAAAUAAAUGACAGACCCUUUUACUAAUUGUUUUUGUUAGCACAUUAACAACAGUAUGUUUUAUGCAAGCUGCCGUUUAAAUGAUUUUAAAGAUAGUGACUGGAGACUUAUUUAAGAGUGGGAAUGUUACUAGUUUGUGUAUUUGGUCAUGGCUUGAAAAUGUGAACCAUUGUAAAGUUAUUUAAUAUGUUUUAAU
Messenger RNA from Carassius carassius (crucian carp), 2344 nucleotides. Its product is annotated as dihydropyrimidinase-related protein 5-like. The coding region runs from base 159 to 1853 and encodes 564 amino acids. The record is from RefSeq and is a predicted model, not a curated record. Lineage: Eukaryota; Metazoa; Chordata; Actinopteri; Cypriniformes; Cyprinidae. Gene Ontology annotation, cellular component: cytosol; cytoplasm. Gene Ontology annotation, molecular function: hydrolase activity, acting on carbon-nitrogen (but not peptide) bonds, in cyclic amides. The transcript is spliced from 13 exons.